Molecule: messenger RNA, 972 nt
Organism: Phytophthora sojae
Lineage: Eukaryota; Oomycota; Peronosporomycetes; Peronosporales; Peronosporaceae
Exons: 2
Coding region: 1-972 (323 amino acids)
Source: RefSeq, a predicted model, not a curated record
AUGGCAAGCAACAACCCGCAGUACGAGGCUGAUGGGGACGCAGUCAUGCAGUCCGUCAACCAGCCUGUAUUCGAGUUCAUCAAGGCUCCUCUCCUGGAAGACUGGAGCCACGAUGGGCUGCGCCACUGUAAGUACGAGUGCCGAGAGGCGAAGAAGAACGACUUCAUGCUUUUCAACAUCAUCAAAGACAAGACAAGAGCGCAACAUAAGUAUCAUUUGCUGAGCAUGGAGCAGAAGCCGAAGUCUGUUCCUAACGGCAAGGCUGGGCAUGCCGACACGAGGAACGAGCCCUGCAACUCUGAGCUGCGCAUCAACGCGACUCAACGCAGCAGCGGGAAGACACCUACAGUGGUGCCAUCCCAGAGGAAGGAGUCGCCCCCACCGAAGACAGGGUGCUGGCACUGCCAGGGAUCUCAUUGGCUCGGUGACUGUCCGUCUGCGACUGCCGAGGACAAGGCUCGGGCUGUCGAGGAGAUGAAGGAAGUGAAGGACAGGGCACGAGUCAAGGUUGUUCGGACGGCUCCUCAGCCGGGUGAAGUGAUGGUAAACGAGCUAGUGGUUCUGCCCUACUGUGCCGAUUCGGGCUCGGAUUCUACUGUCAUCCCUCGUGCUGUGGUCGGAGAAUUAAUUGCUCUGGGUUCGGGCGUCGAAGUUGAGCCACUGCCUACUCCCAUUGAAGCGGAUGUCGCCGAAGGUUCGCCUGUGACUUGUUUCGACUCAGUAGUACUCGACAUCGUGCUGCAAACUGCUGCAGGCGCUGUGAAGCUCCGAGAGGUGAAGUGUUUAGUCAUGGAAGGGAGUGAGACAGAUUUCCUCCUAGGCAAUGACACUCUCGUGUCCUUGGGUAUUGACGUGAACCACCAGCUGGAACAACUUGCAGAAGGGGCUGUACCUGAGGAUGUUGACCCAUUUGAAGUGGAUAUUUUCAAGUUCAAGGUGAAAAUAGCUCUUGAGGAGAGAAAGCAGAGAUGA